This is a messenger RNA of Canis lupus familiaris (dog), 1510 nucleotides long. It is a transcript of the gene SH2D1B, whose product is annotated as SH2 domain containing 1B. NCBI's taxonomy places the organism in Eukaryota, Metazoa, Chordata, Mammalia, Carnivora, Canidae. The transcript is spliced from 4 exons. The record is from RefSeq and is a predicted model, not a curated record. Bases 122 to 556 code for a protein of 144 amino acids.
CUGUUUUGAGUCCUGCAGAGCCGCCUCGUCUCACUCCUACCAGCUGGCGGAAGAAUCGCCUCCAGACCCCGUGAGGCCCCUUCCUCCAGUUCCAUCCUUGGAGCUGACCCGGGGCUUGGGCAUGGAUUACAGGGAUAUCCGAAGGCUCCCCACGGAUCUGCCCUAUUACCAUGGCCCUCUGUCCAAGAAAGACUGUGAGACCCUGCUGCUCAAGGAUGGGAUAGAUGGCAACUUCCUGCUAAGGGACAGCGAGUCUUUGCCAGGAGUUCUGUGCCUCUGCGUCUCGUUUAAAAAUUUAGUCUACACGUACCGAAUCUUCGAAGAGAGACGUGGGUUUUACAAUAUACAGACGGUGGAAGGUGCUCCCAAAGAGAUCUUUCCAAACCUAAAAGAGUUGAUCUCCAAGUUUGAGAAACCAAGCCAAGGGCUGGUGAUGCACCUCAUACAGCCGAUAAAGAAAGCCAGCUCCUGCCCGAGGUGGAGAAGAUCACAGAUAAAGCUGGAUAGUAUUUACGAGAACAACAGUAACAGUGACUAUGUGGAGGUCUUACCCUGAAGACAAAGAGACUGAAGAAAGCAAUUAGAGAAGAGAUGGAGUGACAGCUCUCACUGGCAACCCUGCUUCUCCUGUAGGUGCGCAUGUGGAAUACUUAGCUCGCGGGGAGAAUUCAGACUCUCUGAAGAUGUUCCCAGAGAAAUUGUUUCCCGCAUCUCUGCCUCCCGUGCACACGCCAUGAGCCGCUUUGAGACUCCUUCCCCUCACCCCACUCCACUCUUCUUGCUGGGAAUAGGACAGCCUGAACCUAUUCUCAACUUCUUAAAGAUACAGUUGCAUCCUGGUGGAUGCCCUCCUGCAGACCAGGCGAUUGGAGACACAGCUUUGCAUGGGAGAGAGCACACUCGGCCAGGAGUUAGGGACCCGAGUUCCAGCCCUGUGGCGAUGUGACUUUGGAGAAGCCUCUUCCCCCGUCUGGGGGUCUCCAUACCUUCAUCUGUAAAACAAACACGUGUUCCCACCCCUCUGCUGAGCUGGGUUGUGCCUGAUGGAGUUGAGGAGAUCUGGGGUGAUGGAGAUGUACACGGGAGUGGCAAGGGAUCUGAGUCCCAGCCUCCCAAACAUCCAACAUGGUCUCCGUACCUGCCUGUCCUGGUCUGAGUCAUGGUGGGGGGCCCUGAUCCUCCCCCGUCGCCCGCCACCACCUGUCCUUCUCCCCCACAUUCCAGUUCUUCUCUUUCUUACUAAUCUUGAUAUUCUUGCCAAACACACCCACGGAUAUACUUUCUCCCUGGUUUUGCCCAAUUUCACUUAUGCACCAACAACUUCAGCAGUGCAGGGUGUAGCCCUGUACCGCAGUGGUAUCUGUGGGGAUUUAAAAAAUACUCAAUUUCAUGUAGUUCCUGUUCCCAACUAGACUUUAGGUGCCACCAAAGCAUGGUUGGGUCUCCCUCAUAUUCCCCAGUGUGGAAAUGUGCUGUGUAGAGCAAUGGAAACAUGUGCCCAUUCUCAGGA